This is a messenger RNA of Monosiga brevicollis MX1, 1076 nucleotides long. RefSeq lists its product as uncharacterized. Bases 342 to 1076 code for a protein of 244 amino acids. The record is from RefSeq and is a predicted model, not a curated record. The transcript is spliced from 2 exons. NCBI's taxonomy places the organism in Eukaryota, Choanoflagellata, Craspedida, Salpingoecidae.
GGCGACACUUCCACCAAAUUUGUUCCUUGCCCUUCUUGGUUGUGUCCUUGUUUGCGCAAAGCGACGACGCGCACCUUGCUCCCCACCACCAACCUUGCCACCAACCCCUGCGCCCAACGCAACUCCCUCCAUCACCACUUGCACCUUGACCCUUCGCAUUGAUUAGCCAGCCCAUCCUUUCUGAGUCAAUCUGCCUGCGUCUGGCCGAUCCAAGAACAAGUUGAUACGCAUUGAAAACUGCGUUUGAGUCCAUUUUUCGGCUGACGCACGCGGCGUACACGCAAGCUGUCGAUAUCGUUUCUGAUUUUAUUUUUUUAUUCUUUUUGGGCUUCACCAUCAUCAUGAUGAACACCCCAGUCUGCCGCUCAGGCAAGCGCACUGUCACACAAGCACGCAACGCCUUGCAAGAAUCCGAAUCUUGCGGGGUCGCUGCCAAACGCUCGGCCACUUCACACAGCAUCCCCGCUGCAGAGGUUGAAGUUGAGGCCGCAUCCGCGCCGACCACGGCCGCCCCCACCACUGCCACUUUGGCCUCGUCUGCGCACCCGAGCGCUACACAACAACAGACGCUGCUGGAACUACAGGUGGUCCAUGCUCUGUCACAAAACGUGGAUGUUUUGGUGCGCAAAAUGCGCUUGGCGGCUCUGCACCUACGGCUGGCGCACCCCAUUUAUGCGCCAGGCGUCCUGGAACAGCGUCUACCUCUGCUUCUUCGGCGCUGCUCUGUCGUGGUUCCUGGCCUUUUGCAAGAACAGCAGGCAGAUGACGGCGAGCUUGGCAAUGUCAUUCGCAUCCUGACCUGGAUUCGCAGUCUUCUUCAUGUCGCGGGCCAGCCACACGGCAGCCCCCCUCUCACCACACUUUCCCUCUUGGCCAAUGACGACAUCCACCCCCGCUCCACAGACGACUGCAGCUGCAUCAGCAUCUUCAGCAUCUUCAGCAUCUUCAGCAUCAGCAUCAGCAUCUUUGACAGCGACCAGUGCGCAGGCACCGACACGAACCGUCACCUCGCAGACUCAGACUGGCGUCUCAUGGAUCCAAGCCUUGCGCAUCCUUCCCUUGCAUCUUCUUGCUGA